CAGAAGAGUAACAGCGAAAAAUGGCAAGAACCAAGCAGACCGCUCGUAAAUCCACCGGAGGCAAAGCCCCCAGGAAGCAGCUGGCCACCAAGGCUGCUCGUAAGAGCGCCCCGGCCACCGGCGGCGUGAAGAAGCCUCACCGUUACAGGCCCGGUACCGUGGCUCUGAGAGAGAUCCGUCGUUACCAGAAAUCCACCGAGCUGCUGAUCCGCAAGCUGCCCUUCCAGCGCCUGGUGAGGGAGAUCGCUCAGGACUUCAAGACCGACCUGCGCUUCCAGAGCUCCGCUGUCAUGGCUCUGCAGGAGGCCAGCGAGGCUUACCUGGUCGGCUUGUUCGAGGACACCAACCUGUGCGCCAUCCACGCCAAGAGGGUCACCAUCAUGCCCAAAGACAUCCAGCUGGCCCGCCGCAUCCGUGGAGAGAGAGCUUAAACUGUCCUCUGCUCCAUAAACACAACGGCUCUUUUAAGAGCCACUAACUCUCUGACAGAGCAACACAUCCUUCUGUUAAUACUUUUAUUAUUAUUAUUGUUUGUGUCUAAUCACCUCAAGUUUUUACAGAGCUAUGAUGACACUUAAACAAAUGUUAACACUGUAUAAUCUUGAGUAAAUCCAUUCAGAAGCAGUUCUGUUUUUAUUGUACAUGUAUGAUGGGGAAAAGGUCUGUUUGUGCGUAAAAAGCUGUAGACCAACAUUUUACACAUUUAUACAGAUUAAACACAUUCUGUUAACCUCUGGAAAAAUAAUAAAGUAGACUGUGGA
Messenger RNA from Thunnus maccoyii (southern bluefin tuna), 761 nucleotides. Its product is annotated as histone H3. The coding region runs from base 21 to 431 and encodes 136 amino acids. Gene Ontology annotation, cellular component: nucleosome. The record is from RefSeq and is a predicted model, not a curated record. Gene Ontology annotation, molecular function: DNA binding; protein heterodimerization activity; structural constituent of chromatin. NCBI's taxonomy places the organism in Eukaryota, Metazoa, Chordata, Actinopteri, Scombriformes, Scombridae. The transcript has a single exon.